Dipodomys ordii (Ord's kangaroo rat) is the source of this 3819-nucleotide messenger RNA. RefSeq lists its product as uncharacterized. The coding region runs from base 1 to 3780 and encodes 1259 amino acids. The record is from RefSeq and is a predicted model, not a curated record. The transcript has 8 exons. NCBI's taxonomy places the organism in Eukaryota, Metazoa, Chordata, Mammalia, Rodentia, Heteromyidae. Gene Ontology annotation, molecular function: protein homodimerization activity; glycerol-3-phosphate dehydrogenase [NAD(P)+] activity; NAD binding. Gene Ontology annotation, biological process: carbohydrate metabolic process; glycerol-3-phosphate catabolic process. Gene Ontology annotation, cellular component: glycerol-3-phosphate dehydrogenase (FAD) complex; cytosol.
AUGAGGCCCAAAGAGCAGAGACCAGAAGACCAAGCCACUAACCAGCCAUCUUCAGGGGAAACAUCUAUUGCUCUUCCGGAAACCAACCUCCUCACCACCCCUAUGGGACCCAGCAAUGACAAGUACUUGGGGAAUGUGGGCCCUCAAGAGGAGGCCAGAGUCCCCAAGCCUCCAGCUACUGGGUCUCCUAUAUUUAACAUGGAAGUAGGAAUCUUACUUAAACAUUCAUGGCCCAUCAACCGCAGGUUGAGGAAGCUAAGGUACCCCCAAAUAGUUGAGGUCAGACCCACCCGAGACCCCCCAAUUGAGAUUUAUCUCUAUGACAAGACUGAGAGUCUUCUGCCCAGACCUUUCUGGAUGGACGAAGACAUUCGUGCCACAAACCCUCAACCAGUGAAUAGCAGUGUCCCCAGGUCAUCCAUGGGGGAUCUUGGCUCUGACAUGAAGGGAAACCAUCUGCACAAACCUCUCUUCACCCUCAAUAAUAGCAACCACUCCAUCAUUUCAUGCCCUCACACAGUCAAGGUGGAAGCCCCCAAACAGGGAUCUGGAAUCACAUUCCUCAAGGAGGGAAAUGUGCACAGAGCUGCCUCCAUGACCAACAACACCAUUAUUGUAAACUUUAAACCUCACAUCCCUGGGGGCCAAGAUGCCAAGCCCAAGGCUGUCAAGUCAAAGUCUGAAACAGACAUUAGACUCCUCAGAAACACUUCUGCCAACAGGAAAGGGCAAGUGACCCUCAGACCCCAAAGAAGCAGCCAACCCCUGAGGAGCUCAGCUUCAGAACUUAAUCCCUCAGUUGAGAGCCCAACUCUGGGAAUCCAGGCUGCCAUGGUCAAAUCUGAUGGUGACCCAGCUACAUUACACAGGGCUGCCUCCAGUAAUGAGAAUGUGCAACUCACCUCCAGUGCUGUGUCAGGUGAAGACCAGGUCACUGGAGAUAUGGCUGAUGAGGAAAAUACACGAGAAAAAGAAAAUAAACCAUGCAAGGACAAGGUGUCCUCCAAGGUCACCACAUCAAAAUCACUAGAAUCCAUACCCACAAAAGCCAAGGUCUCCAAAACUCUACCCCCCAUAAAAGCAAGGGACUCCAAAAUGCUGGCUCCCAUUAAAGUCCCCCCCAAAAUUCUGAACUUCCAAAAAACCAAGGUCCCAAAAAACCUGCAUCUGAAAAGGGCAGAGAUCUCUAAGACUCCACACCUCCCAAAACCUGACGCCAAGACAUUGCUUCAAAAAAAACCAGAUGCCAGCAAGACCUUGCACACCACAAGACCUCACGCCACCAAGACCUUGUGUCCCACUAAACCACAAAUGAGCAAGACCUGGCCAGUCAAACUAAGACCCAAAAUACCAGACACGUCCAAUAAAACAAAUGUCACCAAGACAGAAACAUCCAACUUAGGGCCCACAAAAGCUGCCAAACCUCCUACUGCCAGGGGUAAGUACACAGCAGACAAAGCCAAACCAAACCAGGCUAUAUCCAAUACCAAGAACAGGUUAAAAAUCAAGAGCUUCCCAUUCAUGAACAACUAUGAGGAAUUCAAAGCUAAGUACCAUGCUUCAAAUAAUGAAGAGAGGAAACAGCACAUGGAUACCUCGCUCAGCAACAGCAAGCAAGAAAUUAAGAGUCCCCAAUCAGCUGAAGCCACAGCUGUUGAAAGCCCUACUUCUGGGACCAAUUCAACCAUACAAGACACUAACGGAGACAAGGCCACCUCAAGCACCCCCCAAAUACUGGAACAACCUACCCCACUUCUAGGUGCCUGGGACAAGGCAUCCCAAGAUGCCACUAGCAAUGGACAGUCCACCACCACGUCCCUAGCAGCAGGGGGCCCAGCCUUGAGACUUUUGGUUGCCAGGAUGAAUAAGACCACUAAAGAUGCUAAACCAGUUGAUGAUGGCUUCAUCACCAUCAUAGUAUUUGCCAGGAAUAACCGAGAGGCAUUUAAGAGGCAGAGGGCCUUACUGGGGGCCUCUCAUUACCGCCCCCCAGCGGAAACACCCCAAGCACUUCCCAAACUAACACAAAGGGAGAGGGAACCCCAAAUGCCUCACACCAGUUCUCAGGUCUUAGCAGGCACCUUGGAUCAACAACACCCACAACCAGGUGAACAUGGGAAGGCCAAGGACAUGACACUUCCCCAUUGGCCCACACUGCAGCUACAGACACCUAAUACCGAGCAAAGUAAACUUGUCUCCGUACCAGAAAGAAUGCCAAAAUUGGAAUUUAACUUCAAGGGGAAGCCAAUGGAGGCACCAAGCAAGAUGCGAAUUUUGCAAAGAGAACUUCACAUCGCUCACCAAAGGCUGCAACACAACAGUAAGCCACUACACAAGCAACACUUGUGUGGAAAGGGUGGUCACACAUCCUUUCUUAAGUAUUUACUCUCAUGCUCUGAGGAAACUGACCCACAGCGAGGGUUUUACACAACCAUAGAAGAUAGGAGAUACGAGUCUACCUUACAGUUCAUGAAACCAAUUACAGACUAUAAAGAAUACCUGGAGAUUUGUGAAAAGCUGAAGAUGAGGAACCAAUUACCUACAACCAAUGCUGCCCAUGCAGAGGAGACACCGCCUACCAACAGACAAGCCUCACAGCCCGAGAAAACCCAUGAGGACAGACUUGCUGAGACAUGGAACAGACUCAGCGCAUCACUACGCAAAAGACAACCUCUGCAGAGAAAACUCUGCGACCUAGGCAUUCAACAGCUGAGAGCCUAUCAGAUGAGAAGACGUAUGACAAGAAAACCUGGCAUUGUCAGAGAGGUUUGGGGUUCAGCUGUUGCGAAGAUAAUUGGCAAUAAUGUUCAGAAGCUGCAGAAGUUUGCCUCCACAGUGAAGAUGUGGGUCUUUGAAGAAACAGUCAAUGGCAGAAAACUGACUGACAUCAUAAAUAAUGACCAUGAAAAUGUAAAAUAUCUCCCCGGACACAAGCUACCAGAAAAUGUGGUUGCUAUCCCAAACCUCAGCGAGGCUGUGCAGGAUGCGGAUCUGCUGGUGUUCGUCAUCCCUCACCAGUUCAUCCACAGGAUCUGCGAUGAGAUCACGGGUAGGGUUCCCAAGAAGGCCCUGGGCAUCACCCUCAUCAAGGGCAUCGACGAGGGCCCUGAGGGGCUGAAGCUCAUCUCUGACAUCAUCCGAGAGAAGAUGGGCAUCGACAUCAGUGUGCUGAUGGGUGCCAAUAUAGCCAGUGAGGUGGCUGCCGAGAAGUUCUGUGAGACCACUAUCGGCAGCAAAAUAAUGCAGAAUGGCCUGAUCUUCAAAGAACUUCUUCAGACUCCCAAUUUUCGAAUUACUGUGGUGGACGAUGCGGACACGGUGGAACUUUGUGGUGCUCUUAAGAAUAUCGUGGCUGUGGGAGCUGGGUUCUGCGAUGGCCUCCAAUGCGGAGACAACACCAAGGCUGCCGUCAUCCGCCUGGGCCUCAUGGAAAUGAUCGCUUUUGCCAGGAUCUUCUGCAAGGGCCAGGUGUCCACCGGCACCUUCCUGGAGAGCUGUGGGGUGGCUGACCUGAUCACCACCUGCUAUGGAGGACGAAACCGCAGGGUGGCCGAGGCCUUUGCCAGGACUGGGAAGACCAUCGAAGAACUAGAAAAGGAGAUGUUGAAUGGGCAAAAGCUCCAAGGACCCCAGACAUCAGCUGAAGUGUACCGCAUCCUCAAACAAAAGGGACUCAUUGACAAGUUUCCGCUGUUCACUGCCGUGUAUCAGAUCUGCUAUGAAGGCAGACCCGUGGCAGAGAUGCUGGCCUGUCUCCAGAGCCAUCCAGAACACAUCUGAAGUGAGCUGUGCUGCAGACGGGCAGCCUUCUGCCUCUCC